CUUCUCAGAUUCGGUGAGGAGAUGAAGACGAACUCGUGGUUGCUCAGUCUCGCUGUGAGACACGAUCAGCAGCUGCAACUGGAGAAGCCCUUGCAUCUCACAUUUAUGAACGAGGAACCACCGAGAGUUCCACCUUAUCGGAAGGGCUGGUGGGAAAUCCACGAGGGGGAAAGUUCGACCUUUAUGUCUCAAAGUCAUCUGUGUACCUUCUGGAACAUGCAAGAUGAGCGUUGGGACGAUGAGGGAUGCAGAAUGGUUUCAACGGGCAGGGAUCAAACGAUCUGUGAGUGCUCCCAUCUCACCAACUUCGCGGUCCUCAUAGACAUCAACGCACCAGCUAAGAACGAGACAAGCUCAUUGGAGACGUUGAAGAACUUGACGUCAUGGAUCGAAAACGAAGUGGAACUGUCGGGGGAGGAAAUUCAAAACAUAGUUAAUUCAUUGGCUGAGCUGUUGGACGAAUUCCUCGUCGACCUACAAAACGGCCAGGUGGACCCAUCCGACCCGAAGGAGUUCCUUCUGAUUCUGACCAAAGCUGUGGACCUCACCUUAGAUGCUUUUCAAGGAUGGCUGAAUAUCACGAAGGGGGUCCGGAGUGAGACGUUCUCCUCACUUACGGAGACACUGGCAAAGGCGGGACUGGAGAUUGUUUUUUCCAUGUUCGACGGGUUUGAAGAAGAACUAGCUUUCAACGUGUCCAGGGAUCAUCUUGUGGUAGAAGUCACGAGGAAGCCGAUGAAUUCCUCGGAUUCCGUCGUUUUCCCUAAAGAGCGGGGGCACACGUACGCGGUUCUCCCGGCUGGUUUCCAGGAUCAACUGGGGGGAGGAGAUCACUAUUUCGUCGUCGGUGUCCUCUACGACGUUGAAGACUUGAAUUCCCUCCUACCCUCAGAUAAUACCUUGUUCGGUGCAGAGAUGAAGACGGACUCGUGGUUGCUCAGCCUUUCUCUUAAGCAUGAUCGAAACGAGUUGGAGCUGAAGAAUCCUCUGCAGCUCACAUUCCAAAACAAGGGGCCACCGAGAGAUCCGCCUUAUCGGAGUCUCCACCAGGGGAAGAAGCAGACCGUGCCAGAAAGUUUUCGGUGCGCCUUUUGGAACGUAAAAGAUGAGCGUUGGGACGAUAGGGGAUGUUCGAUGGUUUCCCUGAAGAAGAAUCAGACGAUCUGCCAGUGUUCCCAUCUCACCGAUUUUGCAGUCCUCGUCCUGAACGAGACAUCCACGUUCGAGAAACUGGACAACCUCACGUCUUGGAUAGAAAACGAGGAGGACCUGACGGGGGAGGAGAUUCAAGCCAUCGUGAAUUCAUUGGAUGACCUGCUGGAUGACUUUCUCAACGAUCUAGAGAACGACCUUGGGGGCUCAUUCGACCCAGUGGAAUUCCUCAGGAAACUGACCGUAAUUGUAGACCUCACCCUGGAUGCCUUUGACGGGUGGCUGAAUAUCACGGAGGGGGUCCGGAGCGAGACGUUCUCCUCACUGACGGAAACGAUGGCAAAGGCGGGACUGGAAGUUGCCUACUUCAUGUUCAAUCAUCACGACGAGGAGCUGGCUUUCAACAUGUCCAGAGAUCAUCUUGCGGUGGAAGCCUGGGGGAAGCCGAAGAACUCGGGUUCCUUCGUCUUCCCUAACAGGAGGGGCCACACCUAUGCCGAACUCCUAGAUGGUUUCCAGGAUCAACUGGGGGAAGGAGAUCACUACUUCGUCGUCGGUGUCCUGUAUAGAGUGGAUGACUUGAACGCCCUUUUACCUGCAGAUGACAUCUCGUUCGGGGGAGAGACGAAAACGAACUCGCAGGUGCUCAGCCUCGCUGUGAAGCACGAUCGGCAGUUGGAGCUGAAGAAUCCCUUGCGACUCACAUUCCGGAACGAGGUGCCGCCACGUGAUCCGCCUUAUCGGGAGGUCUGGCGGGAUCAGCAUGAAGGGGAGCCCACGACGUUCGUGUCUCAAAGUCAUCAGUGCACUUUCUGGAAUAUAAAGAAGGAAAAAUGGGACGAUGAAGGAUGCUGGGCGGUUUCCUCAGACAGGGACGAGACGGUCUGCGAGUGCAAACAUCUCACCAACUUCGCGGUCCUCAUGGAUAUCCACGGAUAUGUCGGACGAAGUACGGCAUUGGAAGUGUUGUCCAUUUCGCUCUCGAGUCUUUCCAUCCUUGGCCUCGUCCUCGCCCUUCUGAUCUUCAUAACGAUCGAUGUCAAAAACACAACCAAGUUAAGAGCGCUGGAGCUGAACAAGCACCUCUGCCUGUGUCUCCUGGCUGCACAUCCAUGCCUUCUUCUCCUAAUGGACAGGCAAAUCUUCAAUUUCUCUGAGACUGGGUGCGCCGUGUCCGGAGUGGUGCUCCAUUAUCUGUUUCUCAGUGCCUUCACGUGGAUGGCACUGGAAGGGAUUUUCGUCUAUCGGCGGCUCGUCCUCGUCUUCCCUACCGGCACGAACUUCUCCGUGUGGACCUACUACAUUGCUGGGUAUUGCUUGCCGGGCCUCGUCGUCCUCGUCACUGCGACUGUCUCUUUUCUGACGAACACCAGGGGAUACGGAGCCGGAGAAUUCUGCUGGCUGUCGUCGCCGUAUUAUAUCUGGGCGUUUGCUGGACCCGUGCUCUUGGUCAUCUUGGCCAACUUCAUCAUCAUGUGCCUGGUUAUGAAAAGUGUCUGGCAGAGGGGAAACGUAGGGCGUUCUCCCCAGAGAAGUCACGUUGCCUUCGUGAGGACAACUUUGACCCUGUCCUGCCUGCUGGGGAUCGGCUGGGUCUUCGGCUUCUUCUACAUGCAGAUCACUCCUGUCUUCGCCUACUUCUUCACGAUUGCGAAUGCGUCCCAGGCAAGACACUACAUGCCGCUGCGAUGCGCGUCAGCGGAGCGGGCUCGAUAUCGAUGGUCUUGCGGUGUAGCAAAGGGCGAAUCCAUUCGCUGGAGUGCAGGAGUCCCCUCGACCCUCGUAACGCCUCAGUCUCAGUGA
Messenger RNA from Darwinula stevensoni, 2955 nucleotides. NCBI's taxonomy places the organism in Eukaryota, Metazoa, Arthropoda, Ostracoda, Podocopida, Darwinulidae. The record is from the annotation of a GenBank genome assembly.